AUGAAAUACACUCUCAUGUAUUUAUCAACAAUUCGUUUAAAUGAGGAGGUAAAAGCGAUUGGAUUACGUCAGGACGAUGGAGAUCAGUGCAAAAAACGAUUAAUUGAGGAGAGUGCGAUAUUUCGUCAGAAUAGUGAUAAGACAGUUCGCAAAGUAGCUGUUCCCCUCAUCAAAGCGUUUCAAGCCGAAGUUGAUCGUCUCACACUGCGCAGUAAGGCAGCCGAAUCAGUAGUGAUCGAUGUGUGUCGUUCAUUGAUACAAGUUUCAGGGUUUUUGAAGAAACUUGUUAGUAUUGCGAUGUUCCCGUUGGGCGAUUACACUCAUGAUCCAACACCGUAUUUGGAGCAGUUUGGCGGGCUCUUGGAGAAAUCGAAACGAUUACAGUCUUAUGAAAAAGAGAUUGCACUUCUGAAGAGUCAAGUCGCGGAUUUAAAUGCUGAAUAUGCUGAUUUAAAGAAUCAAGAGUUAACUGUUCGCAAAUUACGUGAGCGAGUGAAAGAACUUGAGUCGGAAGCUGACAGGAAUGUACAGGUUGCACUGAGUGAUACGGAAAAGCAAUUGAGGGCCGAGUUCGAUGUUUAUAAGGAGGAGAUGAGCGCGAAGCAGGACGAGUUAAUCAUUGAAAACAAAAAGCUGACAACUGCGAUCGCUGAUUUAGAGGUGAAAAAUCGUGAGGCAAAUCGAACGAUGGAUGAAUUCAAAAUGAAACUGGAGCAAAAGGAAACUGCCGAGGACGAACAAUUUCAAAUAGUUUCGAGUGAUCUCGAGAAAGCACUUCAACGAGCUAGAGAAGCAGAGCAAGAAGUGGCACGAUUACGUGAUGAAAUUGUUCGACUCACUGAAGGAUCAGCUGUUACAUCAGAAAAUACUACAAGUGAUACGGCACUGAUUCGGUCCAAGGAUAAUCAGAUACAUAAAUUGCUCGAAGAGAAUAAGAAUCUAUCGGCAAAACUCUCAGAAGUGACAAAUGAAUCGCGUUUGCGUGUUGAUGAAUUAACACAAGAACUGGAACGUCACGCUGAAAUGUUGGAUAAAGUCGAAACACAGUUGCGAGCACAAUCUGAUUAUGAGACGAUCAAGAAGGAACUCAAGAUUCUGAAGAGUGUUGAAUUUGGUGAUGAUGCGGGUUGGAGUGGGCAUGCGAUGGCUGUGGACAACAGCGAAGGGCUGACCUCAUCUGCGACGGCCACCGCAGAAAUACAGCUCGGAGGACGUGUGAAAGCGUUAGAGGAGUUAUUGGUCGAUAAGAAUCGAAGACUGCAGAAUGAUAAUGCCAGUCUUAGAAUGAAGAAUCAACAACUUCAAGGUUGGUUAUUGUUGCGUUUUUGCUUGGUCGCGUUUCAGGUAGAAACUUCAUCAUCAAUACCAGUAAAGAAUAGUGGUAGCACUGAGUCAAGUGCAACAUCACUGUUCAACUGUGACACGUUACAAUCUGUGGUGGACACGUUGGGAUUGAUUGUUGCCUCUUCACAGUUCACCAGUUCAGCCGAUUCAACGAAUAUUUGGACUCGUGAAGAGCAGGUGGACAGCAAUCCGAAAGAUAGCACGCAAAGUACACAAAGCGAUGACGUGAAUGGCAAUGAUGCGGCGCAACGUUGUGCUGCCAAUUUGCUGAGUUUAUUAAUGGUAAGAUGGCGAGAAUAUGUUAGCGCAAUGGCAGAUGUUGUUCUCAGAUUACCUUUGGAAUCAGAUCUGAAUUUAAGUAGCAUCGAUGAUUUGCAGUGCACCGCAAGCUCAUCCUCAACUACGACACACACUCCCGAGAGUGGUACCUCGUCUACAGAGGACGAUUUCAAUCGUAACUCGUUCAAUGCUCAAGAGUCGACGCGUAUACCUGGUGAAGCGAAAAUUGUCACUGAAUUACAGGCACUUGUUGCACAGAAUGUUCGAAGAUUGGGUAAUCGCCCGUUGAACACGGCCGAAAUAGCGAGGCAAUGCAAAAGACUUAUGGUAGCAUAUAAUAUCGGACAGCGAUUAUUCGCUAAAUACGUAAUGAAUCAGUCGCAAGGUUCUCUGAGUGAGUUAUUAUCAAAACCGCGUCAUUGGAAUAAGCUGACUGACAAAGGUCGUGAGGCAUUCCGACGCAUUUAUGGGUGGAUUUCUGACGAUAAAGCCAUUGAAUUACUCUGCUCACUCUCUCCAAGACGAAUUCAACCGGCUGUUUUAGGUGGAAUCAAAAUUGAAACACCCUCAGCCGAAUCUCUUUGGGAAACGAGUACACCAAUGGCACCUUUAUCACGAUAUCAUACUGAAACAACGUCGAAUUGUUCUCCAACUGAGAAUUCUAAUAAGAAAGUUGUCACCAGAAUCAAUGACGAGGUUCCGCUAACGAAUUUGAAAGGACGCAGCAGCGCAGAUAGUGCCAAUUGUGAAUCAAACACACCGUCACCGACUAAGAGUAAUACUAUUGAUAACAAUAACAACGUUGCUGCUAACAGUUCACGUACAAGUAGUCGUUGGAGGCACGAUGACAUUCCAAAAGAAAAAAUCAUCACGAUAUUCCAAAAUGAACUUGCUAAAUUGAGAGAACAAGAAGCACAUUUGGAGCAGGCAAUUGCGUCAAGACCCACGUGUAGCAGUACGCCUAAUGGUAGUACGAAGUCAAAGGAUGAAAAGAAACUAUUCGGUAACAGUCUGAAAAAGUUGGAAGAGAUGACCGAGUUGACCCAAGUGCCAUCAUCGCUGUCAACACUGGCAUGUGCCGCAUUAAACAAUCCAUCGAUAUCCUCCUCGUCAUCCACAUUCUCCCAAUCGAACAACAACCACGACACUAACAAUACCACUCUAUCACAGCCCAACGCUAUCACAUCAAAUUCGUUGUUUGCUAUUAAAUGUAAAACUGGUAUGUCGCCAAUAACACAGGAACAGCUUGAACGAUAUGGUGUAUUGGAUACUGAGGAACUUGUGAGACAGAUAAAAGAGUAUUUAUGUGCGAAUUCGAUCUCACAACGUCAAUUCGGUGAGCAUGUUCUGGGUUUAUCACAAGGAUCGGUUUCUGAUCUGUUGGCACGCCCUAAGCCGUGGGCGAUGCUUACACAGAAGGGACGUGAACCGUUCAUUCGAAUGAGAUUAUUUCUUAAUGAAGCUGCGACGUUCAAUGUUAUUGCCACUGAUAAACUGAGUGUAUUCCAGCAGGACAUUAACGACGCCAUCGAAAGUUUAUCACAAGCUGCGUCACGUUCCCGUUCGGUGUCAAGAAAUGGUGAGAACGAAUCUGAAUCCACGAAACAAGCCGCAGUUGAAGGAUUGCUUCGCAUGAAACACUGUGCUUUCGAGGAGGAAUUUGAUGAAGAUGCUGGCGAUGAAUUCAAAGAGGAAAAGAGUAGAAAUGAUUUAGUUAGCGAUACAAGAGAGCUGACGGUAAAAGGUGUGGAUGGUUGCAGCUCAAAAUCGGUGAAGUCAAAGAAAAUUCGAGGUGCACAUCACGAUAGCGUGACAAAGAGAAAGCUCUGGGACUCGCUCACAUCGGAACAGAGCGAUUCGUUGUUAAGGACGAGUUCGUGGCUUGAAGAGCUCGAACUCGGUAAAUUUAAUGAUGUACAAAAGGCAACUAGCGUAUCCGAUGUGGUUCAGUCUGUUCUGUCGACAGUAUCCGUCAAGUCGUCCCUUGAAGCGUCAGCAUCAGCGACGCAUAAAUCUUCAUCGCAUAAAAGACGUUCUCUUUUGAGUACACAAAAUACUGACGGAGUACCGCCUAAGAAAGCGCAGCGCACCGUCAUAACGGAACAACAGAAGGAAGCAUUGAAAUUCGUAUUCGAGCAUGAACAACAUCCAUCACAGAAGACCGUUGAACAGCUCUCUGAAAAGCUUUCACUCACUCAACGAACGGUCAGCAACUGGUUUCAUAACUAUCGAACUCGGCAGAAGGCAAGUCUUAAAGAGGGUAAAACUCAGAAUGGUGAAGUGAAGCAGCAAAAGCGUACAUCGACCAAGAGUAGUGAUCGAUGGCAACAGCAACUGUUAAAUAUGUCACCGAAAUUUUCAAAUGAUUACAUUCAUAUUGCUGCACUCUUUGCACAAAUAAUUACAUUCAUAUUGCACUCUUUGCACAAAUNAUUGUUGCAGGAGCUGACUGAAUUAUUGGAAAUGGUUUCAAAGCCAUUACCUGUGAAUCACUGGUCACCAACAAUGGUGAAUGCAAAUAACGAUCGAACUUGCAAGGCUGCAACUAAAAUUAAUGGUACUUCGAAUGCCCCAACUCGGGGUGAUAGUCAAUUGGAUAAGGCCAUCGCAAGAAUGCAAAUGAUCGCUGCCGCUAAAAAUGCAUAA
Messenger RNA from Anisakis simplex (herring worm), 4269 nucleotides. The record is from the annotation of a GenBank genome assembly. NCBI's taxonomy places the organism in Eukaryota, Metazoa, Nematoda, Chromadorea, Rhabditida, Anisakidae.